GGAAGAAUAGCGCCUCAGUUCCGACCGAGUCCGAUCGUGGACUGUCAGUCUUAUCAUGGCUGGAGCUGGAGGUGACAAGCCUUUCGCCAAGGCCGGCCCAAGCCCUUUAUCUCGGGUUUUGAGAAUCAGUCAGCUGGAUGCUUUUGAACUGGAUGGUGCACUGGAACAGCUUGUUUGGUCACAGUUCACCCAAUGUUUCCAGCAUUUCAAGCCUGGGCUCUUAACCCCUGUGGAACCAGAACUCAAGGCCCUUCUCCAGCUCCUUUUGUGGAGGUUCACAGUCUACUCUAACAGUGCCACCGUGGGCCAAUCACUGCUCAAUAUCCGGUACAAGAACGCUCUUAUCCCGGGACAGAAGUACCGGCCCAUGAGCCGGCCACAGAAGUUUUGGUUCGCUCUGCUGACGGUCGGCGAAAAGUGGCUAAGUGAACGCUCCCAUAGCUUGUUCCUCAACCACCCUGCAGAAUCCAACGCACGCAAGGCCCGCAAGGUACUCAGCAUCUUGAUGGGCCUUACCAAAGUGGCCAGCCUGGUCAACUUCCUACUGUUCCUCCAAAGAGGAACCUAUCCAACACUUACCGAAAGGUUGCUGGGAGUACAGCCUGUCUUCAGGGGACCCCAGGGACCACGAGACAUCAACUUCCAGUUCUUGAACCGGGAGCUUUUGUGGCACGGCUUUGCCGAGUUCCUCAUCUUCCUGCUGCCUCUCAUAAAUGUGUGGAAGCUGAAGGCCAGUGUCGCCGCUCUGUUUUCCCCUCUGAAGGAACUGAGAGGAACGGAAGGUUCGGAGGAGACCCACUGCACUGAGUGUGCCGUCUGCGGGGAGUGGCCCACAAUGCCCCAUUCAGCCGGCUGCAAACACGUGUUCUGCUACUACUGCCUCAAGAGCCACACGAUCGCUGACAUCUGCUUUACCUGCCCCAAAUGUGGCGUAGAGACUGGAACGAUAGAGCCAGUCAGGCUUCAUGUAGGAACAGAGUUGCAUCAGAGUUGAGACUUUGCCUCAAACAGCCUUCUGAUUGACUUGGGAUACACAUACGGCAGGAGAACUUGAGACCAAGUUGAACGUUUCAGUCUUUCACAGAGAUUGGUUGAUGAAAGCAUGUGCCUUCUUCUGAAACGAGAGCAUUUGUUGCCAUGAAAUAUGCAGAAUUUUGUACAAAGAGACAAAGUUAAUGAUGUAAAAUUCUAAAACAACAUCAUUUGUGUCGCUAAUUUAUUCAGCCUCAUUAAAGUUUGAUAGAAACUGU
This is a messenger RNA of Sinocyclocheilus rhinocerous, 1250 nucleotides long. It is a transcript of the gene pex2, whose product is annotated as peroxisomal biogenesis factor 2. The record is from RefSeq and is a predicted model, not a curated record. Gene Ontology annotation, biological process: protein import into peroxisome matrix. Gene Ontology annotation, molecular function: zinc ion binding. NCBI's taxonomy places the organism in Eukaryota, Metazoa, Chordata, Actinopteri, Cypriniformes, Cyprinidae. Bases 56 to 994 code for a protein of 312 amino acids. Gene Ontology annotation, cellular component: peroxisomal membrane. The transcript is spliced from 2 exons.